This is a messenger RNA of Linum trigynum, 4716 nucleotides long. Lineage: Eukaryota; Viridiplantae; Streptophyta; Magnoliopsida; Malpighiales; Linaceae. The record is from the annotation of a GenBank genome assembly.
AAUAUAAUAAAUAAAUCUAUUUUAUUAUUUUACACUUACAUAUAAUAUUUGUUUCUUUAUUUAUUGUCUACUCUGAAAAAAACAGUAAAUCACUAAAUCUUCAAAUUGGCCUCCUUAAAAUCUGAGAGAGAAGAACGGAACAGCAAGGAGCAGCAGCAGCAGCAGCAGCGCAGAAGAUUUUGAAGAGACGAUCACACACAGCUUUCUCCGCUGUCUCUUCUGUUUCUGUAAGUAAUUUAAUUGGAUGCGAAAAAUUGCAGAAAUGGAAGAGUUUCCCUACUUUCCCUUUUCUUAUCCUUCUCCUUCCAUUUUCCCGCCUCACUGCUUCUCUCUCUUGUCAUUAAUGGCGGCCGCUGCUGCAACCGUCAAUCGCGUGUUUGCUUGAGUGACCCUUCUCUGCUCCCUUCCUCUCUCUCUCUCUCUCGAUUUGCGUUUCAUCUUCCAAAAUCGGUUUCCGGGUCAGCUCAUUGUCAUUUCAUCGUGGAGCUGGGAGCUCACUGUGAUUUUCUGUGGGAAACUGGAAAUCCUUGCUGGUUGCCGAGAAAAUUGAGUGAAAGAUCAGAGAAGAAGUAAUAGUAAUCGAGUGUUUGGUUCUUAGUUCUUACACCGCAAAGAGUAAUUUCCUCCUUUCUCCCUCUCUCUCAUGAUUUUUUAAAAGGGGAAUUGGGUGAGCCUUAGCUGGAUUAUUCUGCCUCCCCAACCCCAAAUUUAAUUUGCAGCUUCCAUUGACCUGCUAGUUCGUGCAUUUGUUUGUUGUUAUUUUUCCUGCACUUUCCCGUCAACCAAACAGGACAAGGGGAAACUUCUCUCGUUCGUUGGUUUUCAAAUUUGUUCCCCCAAAUCCUCAUUCUCGGUGUUCUUUUGUUUCCAUUUUCAUUUUUCAACAGGGAGGCUAGCGUUGCUCCAGCUACUGGAGAUUUCAGGCUGAAGGGAUAAAAGGCUUUUGUUAGGUUGUGGUAAGGAAAGCAAAGAUUCUCCCUAGUCAAAUCUGCCCGAAAACAUUUGCAGGAGCUCUGAAAUUUGGGACUAGGGGUGGUUUGAUUGGUUUCUCCUGUUUGGCAGAGGAGCUUUCUCAGAUCCAUCUGCAUUACCAAUCUGGGAUCUACCAGUACCAUUACCCUUAGCUUUUCUUCUGUUUUGGUUUUCACCACCUUAUACUAAAAAAGCAACUGUUUCUUUCACCUCGUUUGACCCAUUCGAGCUUUGUGGCAGAUAGAUGGAUAGAUAAGCCAGAGGGGCAACUCUUGUCUUCUUCUUGUCAUUUCCCCUCCUUUCAAACACUGUCGUUGAUGCUCUUUUCCCACCUCCCCAUUUCUUCAUCUUUUACUCACGGUUCUUUAGCUUUCAAAAGGGCUGUGUUUGUUUCUUCAGCAGGCGUGAUAUGAAAGGUGUGGUUUUCUUGUCUUGUGGUGCAUGUUAAUAAUGGAGAUACUUUUUGGAUGGGGCUCAUCUCAUAUAUAAUUUCUUGUUCCUUCCUUGGGUUUCCAGGGUUUGAUGGUCUUUGAGAAGUUCAACUCUUAGAGAAGAAGGCCGCUGUAUUGUAUACAGUUUUUGUUGUGGUUGCAAGGGAUGACGACCAGAGACCAGAAGAGAGGGAAAGUAGAGAAAGCUGGGGGAUCAGAAGUGGCCGAGAAGGUUGUGGUUGCAGUGAAGGCUUCCAAGGAGAUUCCUAAGACUGCUCUGGUUUGGGCUUUGACUCAUGUUGUUCAGCCUGGUGACUGCAUUACUCUCCUUGUCGUUGUUCCCUCCCCAACUUCAGGUCGCAAGUUAUGGGGUUUCCCAAGAUUUGCUGGGGAUUGUGCUAGUGGUCAUAAGAAGUCUCAUCACCCGGGGGCAACCUCCGAGCAAAGGGGCGACAUUACCGAUUCAUGCUCACAGAUGAUCCUUCAGCUCCAUGAUGUUUAUGAUCCUAACAAGAUCAAUGUGAAGAUAAAGAUUGUAUCUGGUUCCCCUUGUGGAGCUGUAGCUGUGGAGACCAAGAAAGCUCAGGCCAAUUGGGUUGUCCUGGACAAACAUCUCAAGCACGAGGAGAAGCGAUGCAUGGAAGAACUACAAUGUAAUAUAGUGGUGAUGAAGCGAUCCCAGCCGAAAGUGCUCCGCUUGAAUUUGAUAGGAUCAGCCAAGGAUGCUGCUGAACUCACUGGUCCUUCACUUUCUAAAACGGACUCAGCUUCCGACAAUCAUAUAAAAAAUGAUAAUAAUGGCUCUUCUCCACAUUCAAUUCCCGGUCCAGUCGUGACUUCAACGAGUAGCCCAGAGCUGGGGACGCCAUUCACAGCCACCGAAGCUGGAACAUCUUCGGUAUCAAGCGAUCCAGGAACUUCACCAUUUUUUGUUUCAGAAUGUAAUGCGGACUUGGGGAAGAAAGAGGAGGAAUCUUCGGCUGGUAAGGAGCACAGAGAUCUUGACGACUCUGGUUCAGAGACUGACUGCGACCAGUUGUCCACAGCCUCUGCAAGUACUCGGUUCGAGCCAUGGAUAGGCGAGUUUGUCACUUCUCACAUGCACUCCUCACGACGUGUGGAAAAGAAACGUUCUCAUCAUCUGAAUUCUGCGAGAGCUCAAGCAUCAACAGCGACUAAAUCACCCUCCUUCUCUAGGGCCGAUUCGGACUUGGGUGGUGACAUCAGAGAAGCAGUAUCAUUAUCGAGAAAUGCACCCUCUGGCCCGCCCCCUCUGUGCUCGAUAUGUCAGCACAAAGCUCCAGUUUUUGGAAAGCCCCCUCGUUGGUUCAGUUAUGCUGAACUGGAGCUUGCUACUGGUGGGUUUUCGCAAGCUAAUUUCUUGGCAGAAGGUGGGUUCGGGUCAGUGCAUAGAGGCGUCCUGCCAGAUGGGCAAGCAGUUGCUGUGAAGCAGCAUAAAUUGGCUAGUACUCAGGGGGAUCUCGAGUUUUGCUCCGAAGUGGAAGUUCUUAGCUGUGCUCAGCAUCGUAAUGUGGUUAUGCUGAUUGGAUUCUGUAUUGAAGAUAAAAGAAGGUUGCUAGUUUAUGAGUAUAUUUGCAAUGGGUCGUUGGAUUCUCAUUUAUACGGGCAUCAACGUGAGCCGCUGGAAUGGUCUGCUCGUCAGAAGAUCGCGGUAGGUGCUGCUCGUGGGCUUAGGUAUCUUCAUGAAGAGUGCAGAGUUGGUUGCAUUGUCCAUCGUGAUAUGCGGCCUAACAACAUCCUCAUAACCCAUGAUUUUGAACCACUGGUUGGAGAUUUUGGCCUGGCUAGGUGGCAGCCUGAUGGAGAUCUUGGUGUGGAAACCAGAGUAAUUGGAACAUUCGGGUAUUUGGCUCCAGAAUAUGCCCAAAGCGGCCAGAUCACAGAGAAAGCUGAUGUGUACUCUUUCGGUGUGGUGUUGGUAGAACUCGUAACAGGACGCAAGGCAGUGGAUCUCAACCGGCCAAAAGGCCAACAGUGUCUCGCCGAAUGGGCACGGCCACUGCUGGAAGAAUACGCAGUUGAUGAACUGAUCGACCCUCAACUGGAGAAUCGGUACUCCGAGCAGGAAGUCUACUGCAUGCUUCACGCCGCAGCUUUGUGCAUACGCCGCGAUCCUCAAUCUAGGCCUCGCAUGUCACAGGUUCUUCGAGUACUAGAAGGCGACAUGGUGAUGGACAUGAACUACAUGUCGACGCCCGGUUAUGACGUUGGCAAUCGGAGUGGAAGGAUGUAUGAAGAACAGCAGCAGCAGCAUUACAGCGGGCUGAUAGGGAACGAAGCAUUGGAAGGGUUCAACGCAAAGGUCUCUCUUGAUACAGUAAGGCCAAGCUUUCAAGAAAGGGAAAAAGCCAGAAGAGUUCAAUAUGGAGAUGGCUCGUAGAAAGAAAGAAGAAAAAUGUCAGCUUUCAUAGCUGUAAAACAAAUCUGUUUACGGUAUGGUAAAAAAAAAAACAUGUCUCUCCUCUCCUGAUGCUCCUCCUUUCCAUUUUGGGUCUAUUGUUUUUUCUUUUACCACUGCUUGCCUGCUUAGUGAAUUUUUGUCCAAUGCCAUGUGGAUUUUGUAUAGCCGGAAGGAGAAGUAGGAGGAGAGUUAAGCUGCUAAUGGCUGACAUUCUUGUGUAAUUGUUUUGGUGGUAAAUUGAUAGAGAGGUAAAAGAAGAUGAAAUGGUGUUUCUUCAAAUUUGAAUUUCGAAUUACUGAUAAGGUUAUGGAUGAAAGUAGUAUUCAAUCAUGAUGGAUGACAAAGGAAAUCAGGCUCAGAUGUUGAGAAGAGAAGAGGGUAAAUUUUGUUUCUUUGUGGUGGUGUCGUGAGUUGUUCAUUUUUGUCUGUGUUGCUGUGUGAUCGGUUUUUGAACUACCAAGGAAGGGGGAAAAACAUAGAGAAUUAGAGACAAAUCUGUUGUUUUCUGUUCUCUUGUUCUUAGCGGACAGCCCCUUGGUUCUGCUCUCGUGUUGUUUUGUCCUCCUCUACCUUGUUGCAAGCAUGUUUGUACGAUUAGAUCCUGUUAUGAUACUGAUAACAACCAAAUUCUGCUGCGGGUCAAUGUAUGAGAAUCAUUUGGUUCCGCCUCAUUUUGUGUCCAUAAGACAAGCAUUCCAGCUAUACAUAGAGCGCCAAAUGAGCCAAAUUGCUCGCGAGCCAGCUCGACUUGAUGACUUGUUGUGGUUAACUUUUUGAGCUGGCCUGUUUUGAACUGAUGAGUAGUCUCGCAAUGUGACUAAUUAGCUCGACUAGUAGCUGACUAAUUAGCUCGACUAGUAGCUUAUGAGUGAAUAGACCUAUAGCUUAUGA